GCACAGUCUGGGCUGGGUCUGCCUGCUGCUUACAAGGAGAGGCGCUCCUCUAUUCAUGGUGGUGCUGUGAUAACUGGAGCUCUUUUUUUUUUCUUCCAUCCCUUUCCCCCUCUUUUUUUUUUCACGUUGCACAGAAAGGCUCAUGUCUGUCUCCUAGACAUGAUGUUCCCGGUGCAUUUAAGGACCUUUCUUCUUCUGGUCUCUCAGGUUUUGAUUGUGACAUGUCAGGAAGGAGCAGGCGAAGGCGAGCUGAGCUGCUCAUCAGACGGUCAGACGUACAUGAACAAUGACAUCUGGAAGCCGGACCCCUGCCGGAUCUGCGUUUGUGACGGCGGUAAAGUCCUCUGCGAUGAAAUCAGCUGCAACGAGCUGACCAACUGUGAGAAGGUGUACAUCCCGGAGGGCGAGUGCUGCCCGAUGUGUCAGGGAGAUUCGUCCAGCGGUGGAGGUGGAGGUGGAGGUGGCGGCGUUUACAAGGGUCAGAAGGGAGAACCUGGAGAAGUUCCACUUGUGACGGGGAUCAGAGGCCGCCCAGGACCGAUGGGACCUCCCGGCUCGCCUGGAUUUAGAGGAGACCGUGGGCACAAAGGAAGACCUGGGCUGCGGGGCCCUCCGGGUUAUGAUGGUGAGCCGGGUAUACCAGGUCAGCCUGGUGAGGCGGGUCCUCCAGGUCCUCCAACCCACCCAGGGGGUUUGGGAUCCCAAAUGGCUCACGGAUUUGAUUCAAAAACAGGACCUCAAGCCAUGCUGAAUGGUGCCCGGGGGGAAGCUGGAACAAGAGGACCCCCUGGGCCAAAUGGAUCUCCUGGUCAGUCUGGUCCACAAGGGCCCCCUGGAGAUGUUGGUGAUCCAGGACACAUGGGUUCUCCUGGACAAAGAGGACCUGAGGGCCCAUCAGGAAAAGCAGGCGAAGAUGGAGAAGCAGGAAACGCAGGAAACUCUGGAGAAGUUGGAUUUCCUGGAUCAUCUGGGCCGAGAGGUUUCCCUGGCACACCUGGGCCUCCUGGUCUGAAGGGUCACAGAGGUCACGGGGGAAUAAUUGGCCAAAAAGGUGAAACUGGAACUCUUGGGUCCAAGGGUUCUACUGGGCCUCCUGGUCCAAUGGGAGGACCUGGUCCCAUGGGUCCUGCUGGGAUGCCAGGUGAGAGAGGACGCCCUGGACCCAGCGGUGUAGCUGGUAAACGAGGUAUGCCUGGCAACAUCGGAAAACCUGGCCCACUGGGGCCCCUAGGUCUUAAUGGGCCACCUGGAUAUCCAGGAGCUCCGGGUAUGAAGGGGCAACCUGGUCCCACAGGAGUUCGAGGUCCAGAAGGCCCACAAGGGCAAAGAGGAGAGACAGGUCACCAAGGCAGAUCUGGACCAGUUGGACUCGGGGGCCCCAUGGGUACAGAUGGAGGUCCAGGUGCCAAAGGACCAGUGGGAAAUCUCGGCCCACAAGGUCCGGGAGGCCACCCUGGACCCUCUGGUCCACCAGGACCUCAGGGAAGCACCGGUCAGCCUGGUAUUAAAGGACAAGGGGGAGACAUCGGUGUUGCAGGUUUUAAAGGAGAGGCAGGACCCAAAGGAGAACCUGGUCCACCAGGCUCCCAGGGAGUGAUUGGACCUCAGGGUGAGGAAGGAAAGCGAGGAUUGCGUGGGGACCCUGGUUCUGUUGGCCCUCUGGGUCCAGUCGGUGAAAGAGGUUCUCCGGGUAACAGAGGUUUCCCCGGUGCUGACGGCCUGCCAGGACCCAAGGGUGCGCAAGGAGAUCGAGGAACUUCAGGUCCACCCGGGCCAAAAGGUUCUCUCGGAGACCUAGGACGUCCCGGAGAGCCUGGGCUACCAGGUGCAAGGGGUCUCACUGGUACCCCAGGAGUGCAGGGAGCAGAAGGCAAGCCAGGGCCACUGGGUGCUCCGGGUGAGGAUGGUCGCCCAGGCCCAGCAGGACCUAUUGGAAACCGAGGCCCUGCAGGAACCAUGGGAGUCCCGGGUCCUAAAGGUUUUAAUGGUGACCCAGGAAAAACGGGUGAGCUGGGAUCUCCAGGAGUGUCAGGUCAAAGAGGACCCCCAGGAAAAGAUGGAGAAGUUGGUCCUGCAGGGCCCCCUGGUCCACCUGGUCCUGCAGGAGACAGAGGAGAGCAAGGUCCCCCAGGUGUUAACGGAUUCCAGGGUUUGCCUGGAAACCUAGGCCCCCCUGGAGAACCUGGUAAACCAGGAGACCAAGGCAUUCCUGGAGAGAUUGGUCCUGUGGGUCAAAUUGGACCACGGGGGGAGCGAGGAAUUCCAGGAGAGAGAGGAGAUAUGGGUGCAACUGGUCUGCAGGGACCCAAAGGAAUUCCAGGUGCACCCGGUCCAGAUGGACCAAAGGGCAGCCCCGGUCCAACUGGUGCAGUGGGAGACGUAGGUCCACCUGGUCUUCAGGGAAUGCCAGGAGAAAGAGGAAUCUCUGGUCCUUCUGGGCCCAAGGGUGACAGAGGAGCGGUUGGUGAGAAGGGAUCUGAAGGUACACCCGGAAACGAUGGUGCGAGGGGAGCCCCUGGUCCUGUUGGCCCACUCGGACCUGCUGGGCCCAGUGGUGAAAAGGGUGAACCUGGACCCAAAGGACCAGCUGGUCCUCCAGGAUCUAGAGGAACUCCUGGAGCCAGAGGUGACCCUGGUCCAAUUGGAGCUGUUGGAUUUGCUGGACCCCCUGGUCCUGAUGGUCAACCUGGAGUCAAGGGAGAGCCUGGAGAGCCAGGCCAGAAAGGUGACGCUGGUUCUCCAGGACCUCAGGGUUUAGCUGGUGCUCAUGGACCUCCGGGUCCAACUGGUGUUUCUGGACUGAAAGGAGGAAGAGGAACGCAGGGUGCACCAGGUCCCACUGGUUUUCCUGGAUCUGCUGGAAAUGUUGGACCUCCAGGCCCACCUGGUCCAGUUGGAGAAGCUGGACCCCAGGGAGCCCCAGGAAAAGAAGGUCCUCCUGGACUCCGUGGUGAUCAUGGGUCUCCUGGACGACAAGGAGAGCGGGGACCUGCUGGACCACCAGGGAGCCCUGGAGACAAAGGUGAUGCUGGAGAGGACGGCCCCACGGGCCCCAAUGGUCCUCCAGGCCCAGCUGGAACCACAGGACAGAGAGGCAUUGUAGGUCUUCCCGGUCAGAGAGGAGAACGUGGGAUGCCGGGUCUUCCGGGGCCAGCGGGUCCUCCAGGAAAACAAGGAUCCACGGGAUCACCAGGAGAUAAGGGCCCCUCAGGUCCUGUUGGCGUUCCUGGUGCUAAUGGGCCUCGGGGUGAUCCUGGUCCAGAUGGUCCUGCAGGAUCUGAUGGUCCACCAGGAAAAGACGGCGUCCUCGGACAAAGGGGAGACCGAGGAGAUCAUGGUUCAGAGGGUUUGGUUGGACCACAAGGGCUUCCUGGCCCUCCUGGUCCUGUUGGUGCAUCAGGUGAUGCAGGAAAGAGAGGCGAGCCGGGCUCAAGAGGGCCCCAGGGUCCACCUGGAGCCGCUGGGAAAAGAGGAUUAGUGGGACCACAAGGACCAAGAGGAGAUAAAGGUGACCUGGGUGACCAUGGAGAGAGGGGUCAGAAAGGACACAGAGGCUACACCGGUCUGCAGGGUCUUCCUGGAUCUCCUGGCACAACCGGAGAGCAAGGAACGUCAGGAAUUGUUGGACCAAGUGGCCCAAGGGGUCCUCCUGGGCCUAUUGGACCUCCUGGGAAAGAGGGAUACAUGGGCCAGCCGGGGCCAAUGGGACCUCCAGGAACUCGUGGAUUCAGUGGAGAAAUUGGACCUCAGGGUCCCCCAGGAGAAGACGGCCCCCCAGGACUCCCAGGACCUCCAGGACCCCCAGUGGCAGCCAUGGAUGACCUUUUCGGCGGCCUGCACGAUUACGACUCUGGGCCGCCUCCUCCUCCAGAGUUCAGCGAAGACGAAGCUCUGCCCAACAGCAACUCCUCCAACGUCAUCGUGUCCGUCGACCCCAGCGUUCAGGCCACCCUGAAGGCGCUCAGCAGCCAGAUCGACAGCAUGAAGAGCCCCGAUGGAAGCAGGAAGCACCCUGCAAGGACCUGCGACGACCUGAAGAGAUGCUACCCCAUGAAGAAGAGCGGUGAGUACUGGGUGGAUCCAAACCAAGGCAGUGUAGAGGACGCCAUCCAAGUGCACUGCAACAUGGACACUGGGGAGACCUGCAUCUCUGCCAACCCAUCCAGCGUACCUCGUAAAGUGUGGUGGAGUUCCUCCAGGAACAAGCCCGUGUGGUUCGGAGCAGACAUCAACAGCGGGACACACUUCACUUACGGGAACAAAGAUCAGCCUGCGAACUCCGUCACCGUGCAGAUGACCUUCAUCCGUCUGCUCUCCAAAGAAGCAGCUCAGACCAUCACCUACCACUGCAAGAACUCUGUGGGCUACAAGGACGCCAAGACGGGCAACAUGAAGAAAGCUGUGAUCCUUAAAGGCUCCAACGAGCUGGAGCUCAAAGCAGAGGGCAACAACCGCUUCAGAUACACGGUGGUGGAGGACUCGUGCUCUCAAGCUAACGGCAACUGGGGCAAGACAGUGUUUGAGUACAGGACACAGAAAACUGCAAGACUUCCUAUUGUGGACAUUGCCCCUGUGGACAUUGGUGGCCCUAAUCAGGAGUUCGGUAUCGAUAUCGGGCCCGUGUGCUUCUUGUAGAGCCGGACACGUCAAGAGGAGACUGUUGAACUGACAGCUGACACGAUCAGCCAUCUUGUACAUACGAGUACGAGUACUUUGCCCCGCGGCAAAAUAUUUAUUGUCUUUACAUCCCAAGUCCAAGACGUCAAAGAUUUAGAACUUGAAUGGUUUUCAGACAAGUGGUAAAAAUCCGAAUCGCUCCCUCGAGUACGUUCGACUUUCAGCUUUACGCAUUGAAAAGUCUUGAUUUCACAACACUAAUUGUUCCCAUUAUACAAAAUCUUUAUUUGGAACUGUUGUUUUUAAGCCCAGAAGGGUUCAAAACAAACUAAUGUCCCACCGCUAGUAUUUCUUUAAUGAAUUUACAGAUUUAGUUUUUUUUAAUGUUUAAUUCUGACACUUUGUGGUGCUAUCGAGGAAGAAAAACAGAAACGUGAUGGAUGAGCUCUGAAGGCUGUACCGACCACCAGGAGGAUUAAACGCUCUGUUGAACGCUCGGCGUUAGCUACCUCGUCACCUGAACUGAGGAAACGGUGACGCUACAUGUACAUUUACUUUCCCGGGUGCUGUUUGAUUUUUAUUUUUUAAGUAGUGUGAUCACUUUUUGCUGGUACAGGGCAGAGUUUGGAGAUGCAAAUAAAGAUCUUUUUGUCAACCAUGGAGGGAUGAGUAAGAUGCUGUGUGCUGACUGAUGACAUUUUC
Messenger RNA from Nematolebias whitei (Rio pearlfish), 5319 nucleotides. It is a transcript of the gene col5a2a, whose product is annotated as collagen, type V, alpha 2a. The transcript is spliced from 54 exons. Gene Ontology annotation, molecular function: protein binding; extracellular matrix structural constituent. The coding region runs from base 160 to 4635 and encodes 1491 amino acids. Gene Ontology annotation, cellular component: collagen type V trimer. The record is from RefSeq and is a predicted model, not a curated record. NCBI's taxonomy places the organism in Eukaryota, Metazoa, Chordata, Actinopteri, Cyprinodontiformes, Rivulidae.